This is a messenger RNA of Prunus persica (peach), 2956 nucleotides long. Its product is annotated as DEAD-box ATP-dependent RNA helicase 3, chloroplastic. The coding region runs from base 291 to 2597 and encodes 768 amino acids. The transcript has 10 exons. The record is from RefSeq and is a predicted model, not a curated record. Gene Ontology annotation, molecular function: RNA binding; zinc ion binding; ATP binding. NCBI's taxonomy places the organism in Eukaryota, Viridiplantae, Streptophyta, Magnoliopsida, Rosales, Rosaceae.
CAUUCGCAAAGGUUGUAGUGUGGCCUUAUCUCCCUCUCACUCUCACUCCUCUCUAUCGCUCUAUAUUAAACCUACAGAGGCCGCCCCCUUCAUCACUCUCAUUUAUCCAGACCUAAAUUAUCUUUGAGCCUCUCUGCCUCUCUCAUUAUCCUCUAUCUUCUUCUUCUUCUUUUUCUUCUUCUUUUUCUCUUGGGACUUUCAACGAGCACGUUGGGGUCAAAGAGAUAAGAGAAGAAAGAAGGGCGAGUUAGAGCGAACAGAGCAAAGCCGCUUCUGCUAUAGUUGCAGAAAUGACUUCUAUUAUAGGCGUUUCUUCUAUCUAUCCCCAGACUCCAUGUAGUGAGCUUUACAGAAGAGCAGCAGCUUCAACGACAACAACAACAGCUACAACUAGCAGCCCUUCUCUUUCUCUUGCGUUUCCAGAGAGGCCUCACUUUAACAGUGUUUUGAGAGCCAAGAGUGGCCUGGUCAGGCAGUCUAGUCUUGUUGCUUCAGCUAUUGCAACGCCCAAUUCGGUGCUCAGUGAAGAGGCGUUCAAAGGGCUUGGUGGCUUCUCUAAAGACUCUCUGGACUCGGACUCGGAAUAUGACUCUGAAACUGAGCCAGCUUCUGCCGCCGGUGAUGAUGAUGAGCUCGCUCUUUCCAAAUUGGGUUUGCCUCAGCGCCUCGUCGACAGCCUUGAGAAACGUGGCAUUUCAAGCCUUUUCCCUAUUCAGAGGGCUGUGCUAGUACCUGCAUUGGAAGGUCGAGAUAUCAUUGCUCGUGCAAAGACUGGGACUGGAAAGACAUUAGCCUUUGGAAUUCCAAUACUGAAGCGCCUCACAGAGGAUGAUGAACAGAGAAGUUCUCAUAGGCGGACUGGUUAUCUUCCUAGAGUUCUGGUCCUUGCACCUACUCGGGAGUUAGCGAAACAAGUGGAAAAAGAGAUUAAAGAAUCUGCACCUUAUCUAAACACUGUUUGUGUUUAUGGUGGGGUUUCGUACAUAACACAACAAAGUGCUCUCUCGCGUGGAGUUGAUGUGGUGGUUGGAACUCCUGGUCGAAUUAUUGACCUGAUAAAUGGUAACAGCCUCAAACUGGGCGAAGUUCAAUAUUUGGUACUCGAUGAAGCUGAUUCAAUGCUUGCUGUUGGAUUUGAGGAGGAUGUGGAAGUAAUUUUACAAAAGCUUCCAACUCAGAGGCAAAGCAUGCUGUUUUCUGCAACUAUGCCUGCUUGGGUGAAAAAACUAGCACGGAAAUACUUGGACAACCCAUUGACGAUUGAUUUGGUUGGUGACCAAGAGGAGAAGCUUGCAGAAGGGAUCAAACUUUAUGCUUUAUCAACCACUGGAUCUUCAAAGCGGACCAUUCUUAGUGACCUUAUAACGGUUUAUGCAAAGGGUGGGAAGACCAUUGUUUUUACACAAACAAAACGAGAUGCUGAUGAAGUCUCAAUGUCAUUAACAACUAGCAUAGCUUCUGAGGCAUUGCAUGGAGAUAUAUCACAGCAUCAAAGAGAGAGAACAUUAAAUGGUUUUCGGCAAGGGAAAUUCACUGUGCUUGUUGCCACUGAUGUUGCAUCCCGUGGACUUGAUAUUCCCAAUGUUGAUUUGGUGAUCCACUAUGAACUUCCCAAUGAUUCAGAGACAUUUGUGCAUCGUUCUGGGCGUACUGGACGUGCAGGGAAACAAGGUACUGCCGUUCUGAUGUUUACUAACAACCAGAGGAGAACAGUUAGAACUCUUGAGCGUGAUGUGGGGUGCAAGUUUGAGUUUGUUAGUCCACCAACUAUUGAAGAAGUUUUAGAGUCUUCUGCUCAGCACGUGGUUGCUACUCUCAGUGGAGUUCAUCCUGAAUCUGUACAAUUUUUCACACCAACUGCACAGAAAUUGAUUGAUGAACAGGGAACAAAUGCCCUUGCUGCUGCACUAGCACAGUUGAGUGGAUUUUCUCGACCUCCAUCAUCCCGGUCCCUUAUCACUCAUGAGCAGGGAUGGACGACAUUGCAAAUUAUUAGAGAUCCAGCUUUUGCCAGAGGGUUCCUGUCUGCUAGAUCUGUCACUGGGUUUCUUUCAGAUGUUUAUUCUGCAGCAGCUGAUGAAGUAGGAAAAAUACAUAUAAUUGCAGACGAAAGGGUUCAAGGAGCAGUUUUUGAUCUUCCAGAAGAGAUUGCAAAAGAGUUACUAAAUAGACAAAUACCUCCUGGAAACACUAUUUCCAAGAUAAACAAGUUGCCAGCUCUGCAAGAUGAUGGGCCAGUGAAUGACUACUAUGGCAGAUUUUCAGGCAGAGAUCGGAAUAGUCGACGGGGAGGUUCUAGGGAUCGUCAAGGAUCAUCAGGUUUUAGAAGUUCCAGGGGUUGGGGUUCUAGUGAUGGUGCCGAUGAUUCAUUUAGGAGUGGUGGUAGAGGUGGUGGUAGAGGUGGUGGUCGAAGUUUUGGAAAUAGCAACAGCCAAUCUCGGACUUCAAGAAGCACAGAUGAUGAUUGGCUUAUUGGAGGUAGACCAUCAAGCAGGUCAUCAUCCCGAGACAGUUCCAGAAGCUUUGGAGGUUCCUGUUUCAAUUGUGGGAGGUCUGGCCACAGGGCAUCAGAAUGCCCUACCAAGCAAGGAUAUUAGAUGUGCAUCCAUAAAUAUCAGUUUUGCAGAACCGCUGGUGGGUUACGUGCAUCCUUAAACAUCAGUUUUCCAGCACCGUGGUGGGUUAGAGGCUGCUGCUGCCACCGCUAUUUUGUGUUUGUGGGGCAUCCGUGGUCAAGGAGAUUGGGAGAUGCUGCUACUCCAGCGUGUUUACAAGAAUCAAAUUGAACGAGACUUCUAAAAGAGCUAUAGGAAUUAAUUUUGAACUGCUCUCUCCCUCUCACGAAUGUAUUUUGUUUGACAUUAUAAUCAGUGAAUGUAGGUGUGUUUUUAAAUUUACGUAGGUGGUAAACAUUUCUUGAAGAAAAAGUUAUGUCUCAUGUCCUAAAGUUUGAAUU